This is a messenger RNA of Gekko japonicus, 4989 nucleotides long. RefSeq names its product latent transforming growth factor beta binding protein 4 (gene LTBP4). The transcript has 29 exons. Lineage: Eukaryota; Metazoa; Chordata; Lepidosauria; Squamata; Gekkonidae. Gene Ontology annotation, molecular function: calcium ion binding. The record is from RefSeq and is a predicted model, not a curated record. Bases 78 to 4397 code for a protein of 1439 amino acids.
CGGUCGGUGGUGUCUUUGGGCGCCCGUCCUGCCGCCGCUCUCUCCCCGGGCUGUGGCUCCCUGUGCCGCUGGGGGACAUGCACCCCGGGGCCCUCCUCCUGACCGUGGCGGCGGGGCUGGUGCUCGGCUGGGGCCCGCUCCCGGGGGGCGCGCAGAGGGUCAAGGUGCUCUUCACCCCCAUGAUCUGCCGGGUGCACUGUUUCGAGGGGCACUGCACCAACCAGUGUCAGCGUGGCAACGUCACCGCCCUGUACAGCGGGGAGAAUGCCCGCCCGGCCGAGGGGGCUCCCGGAUUCCGUGUCUUCUUGUGCCCUCUCAUCUGCCAAAAUGGGGGGGUCUGCCUGAAAAAGGACAAGUGCCUCUGCCCUCCCAACUGGACCGGCAAGUUCUGCCACAUCCCGGCGCCGCCUCACUCCCAGAACCAGGCCCCCACCCGCCGAGGAGCCGACGAGGCCUCUCCCUCCGAGAGGGGAGCCCAGCGGGCGACCAAGUCCAUGUACACCCUCCCCAUUGCCAACCAUCGCCAGGAGCGUGACGGUGUGGCCUCGAUGGCGAACGUCCACGUGGAGCACCCCCCGGAGGCGUCGGUCACCAUCCACCAAGUGGAGCGGGUGAAGGAUGAGGAGCUGCCCCCCGGGGACACCAACGCCCUCCCCUUCUCCCGUCCCGCCCUCUACAGCGUCUUGGCGCAGAGCAGCUCGCGGGACCCCGCGGGCUACAGCGAGGACUCUGGCUUCGGCUACUGCUUCAGGCACCUGCGGGGCGGAGAGUGCAGUGCCCCCCUGCCGGGCUUGCGCACCCGGGAAAUCUGCUGCCGUGGGCAUGGCGUUGCCUGGGGUGUCCACGAUUGUCAGCCAUGCAGCAGUGGUGACGGAGGGCCCCCCNGUGUGGUGGGGAGGAACGAGGCCUCCUGUCCCCAGGGCUUCCGGAGGCAAAACGGCUCCUGUGUGGACGUCGACGAGUGCCAGGAGAGGCGCUACUGCCGCAACGGGGACUGCACCAACACCCGGGGCAGCUUCGCCUGCGUUUGCCACGAGGGCUACAUCCUGGACUCCUCUCGGAGCAGCUGCAUCUCCCACCACGUCAUCUCGGAGGCCAAAGGCCCCUGCUUCCGGGUGCUGCGGGAGGGGGGCUGCUCCCUCCCCAUCCUCCGCAACAUCACCAAGCAGAUCUGCUGCUGCAGCCGCGUGGGCAAGGCCUGGGGGCACGGCUGUGAGGGCUGCCCGCCUUUCGGCUCAGAUGGAUUCAAGGAGAUCUGCCCGGCCGGCCCCGGGUACCACUACUCCGCCUCGGACCUCCGCUUUGACACGCGCUUCCUGGGCCAGGACCUGCCCCGUGUGCCCGUCAGCCACCAGCCCGGUGGGCGGGAGCCCGUGGCAAGGCAGCCACCGACGACCACAGCCCCCACCAUCCUGCGCUGGAGCCCGCCCAUCACAGUCCUGCCCGAGCGCCAACCCCCUCGGGCAGUGCCCACUCAGUCGCUGGGGCCGGAAGCCGCUGCGCCAGAGGCCGGGCAAGGGGUUUGCGAGCGGCGCCCCCAGGUGUGCGGUCCGGGGCGUUGCAUUCCCCGCCAGGGAGGCUACACCUGCGUGUGUGAUCGUGGCUACUGGCUGAGCCCCCAGGGCACCCACUGCGUUGAUGUGGACGAGUGCCGGCGGAGCCCCCGCCCUUGUGCCAACGGCUACUGUGAAAACACCCGGGGCAGCUACAGCUGCAGGUGCCGGGCUGGCUACCAGGCCGACCCGUCCGGAACAGAGUGCAGGGACAUUGACGAGUGUGCGAAAAGCCCCCCGCCCUGUGCCAACGGACACUGCCACAAUACCCCCGGCUCCUUCCGCUGCACCUGUCCUCCCGGCUAUGACCCGGCUGGCUUGGAGGGCCGAGACAUUGACGAGUGUUCCCAGAGCCCCUCCCCCUGUGCCCGCGGCCGCUGCGAAAACGUUCCGGGCACCUACCGCUGUGGCUGCCCAGCCGGCUACCAGCCUGGCCCCACGGGCACCGAGUGCCUGGAUGUGGAUGAGUGCCGGGAGACCCCGUCCAUCUGCCACCCGGGCCGCUGUGAGAAUGUGCCGGGGGGCCACCGGUGCACCUGCCCCAUUGGCUACCAGCCCGGCCCCCUGGGGACCCGUUGUGUGGACGUCGAUGAGUGCCAGCAAGAACCCCCCCCCUGCGGCUCUGGGCGCUGUGAGAACGUGCCCGGCGGGUACCGCUGCCUCUGCCCCACGGGAUUCCGAGCCAGCCUGACGGAGGAGCAGUGCCUGGACGUCGACGAGUGUGCGACCCGGUCGCCGUGCGGCCCCCACGGGCACUGCACCAAUACGGAGGGCUCGUUCCACUGUCAGUGCCGGCGGGGGUACCAGAUGGAGGGCACCGAAGGCCCCUGCACGGAUGUGAACGAGUGCCUGGAGGGGGACUUCUGCUUCCCGCGGGGGGAGUGCCUGAACACGGAGGGCUCCUACACCUGCCUGUGUGCCCAGGGCUUUGCCACUGGCCCGGGCGGGGCCUCCUGCGUGGACAUCGAUGAAUGCCAGAGCAGUGCCGUGUGUGCUGGUGGGCGGUGUGCCAACACGGAGGGCUCCUUCAGUUGCUACUGCCCGCCAGGCGCCCGGAGCAGCCCCAACAAGGCCUCCUGUGACGAUAUUGACGAGUGCCAGGAGUACGGGGCGGCCCUCUGUGGGGCCCAGCGCUGCGAGAACUCUCCCGGCUCCUACCGCUGCGUGGCCGAGUGCCAGGGGGGCUACCGAGUCAGCCCCAGCGGGGACUGCGUGGACAUUGAUGAGUGCCAGUCGUACGGGGCCCGGCUGUGCGGGGAGAAGCGCUGUGAGAACACCCCGGGGUCCUACCAGUGUGUGGCCAGCUGUCAGUCGGGAUACGAAGCCACGGCCGCCGGGGACCUGGACGAGUGCCGGAAUGUCUCGCUGUGCGGCGCCCACGCCGUCUGCCACAACCUGCCCGGCUCCUUCCAGUGCAUCUGUGACCAAGGCUACGAAAGCGCCCGGGACGGCCACCAUUGCUUGGAUCCCUCUGGGCCCACUCCCCCUCUAGCCGGUGGGCCCCUGGGAGUUGCCUCCCUGCCCCGCCCCCAUCAAUGCCUGUGUCUUGCAGUGCGGCCCCCGGGCUUCCCCCGGCGCCCGGAGGCCUCUCUCCUGGAGUCCCAUCCCGCCUCUGGGCCUGGCGACGGCACCCGGCGUGAGUGCUACUACGAUCCCAACGCGGCGCAGGCCUGUGAGAACGUGCUGGCGUGGAACGCCACCCGCCAGGAGUGCUGCUGCAGCCUGGGCCACGGCUGGGGCCUCGACUGCCACAUCCAGGAGUGCCCGCUGCCAGGGACAGCUGAAUUCCGGACCCUGUGCCCUCGUGGGAACGGCUUUGCCGCUGUGGGCCCUGGCACCUCCGCCUCUGCCCUCGCAGACGUGGACGAGUGCACCCUGUUCAGCUCCCAGGUGUGCAAAGGCGGGGUGUGCGUGAACAAGGUGCCCGGCUACUCCUGCUACUGCCCGAGUGGCUACUACUAUGAGACUCAGCACCUGGAGUGCAUCGGUGAGGGGUGCUGCGGCCCGGGACUUUGGCACCCGUGGUUUGGGGGCCCCGGUGGAACCUGGGGGGGGCACUGCAUCAACACCGUCGGCUCCUACUACUGCUCCUGCGCCCCCCCCUUGGUCCUCGACGCCUCCCAGCACCGCUGCGUGGCCAACAACAGCCAAGAGGACUUCGAGGCCUUGUGCAACGUCCUUCGCCCUCCCAGCUACGGGCUGGAGCGUCCCGGGGGUCUGGGGCUGCCCUAUGAGUACGGGGGCGGGGACUUUGUGCCCUACGGCCCAGAGAUAUUCGCCCCUCCGGCCCGCCCUGCUCCGCGGCUGCCCGACUACGACCCCUACCCCCGGGACUCGCUCUACGGCCCAUCCCCCUACGAGGCCGGCGACUUUGAGGACCCGUCCUACGGCAGCGACAUGCGGCAGGAGGGCUUGGGCGAGCCCCCCCGCGGAGGAUAUGGGGCCCGUGGCCCCCCGGAGGACCCUGAAUGGCUCUACCCGCCACACGGCAGCAGCAGCCGCAGAAGUUCCUAUGAGCGGCCGGGCCGGGCCAGCGAAGACUACCGCCGUUCCGAGGACUUUGGGGCCGCCCAUUCUGAGGAAUGUGGUAUUCUGAGUGGCUGCGAGAAUGGGCGCUGCGUGCGGGUCGCCGACGGGUUCACCUGCCUCUGUUACGAGGGAUACCGCCUGGACCCCGCCCGCAUGGCCUGCCUCGAUAUCAACGAAUGCGGCGAGGUGGAGGGACUCUGCCCGGGAGGCGAAUGCUUCAACACGGAUGGCCUCUACCGCUGUGUGUGCCCGCAUGGCACGGUACCCGCUGGGCAGCCCCCCCGUUGUGUCCCGGCCCCUCGCAGUCGGGGCUGAGCUGGGAUGGGGGGGCCACGUAUUUAUUGCCUGUAUAGACUGGGGGAGGGGGGGUGGGAGAAAGGCUGCCUGGCGUGUUCCCCCAAGCGUGCACCCAGAGGAAGGGGGGGGGUCCUGCCCAGAAUGGUCUUGUGCAUUCCCGAGGAGGAGGAGGCACUUAGUGGGGGGGGGAGUGUCUCACAGGCUCCCAGGGGCUGCUCACAGAGGCCGGAGGAAGUCCCAAAGGGCAGAGAGGCAGCUGGAGAACUUCCGGGUCAAGCACAGCUUGGGGGAAGGGGGAGGGGAGGAUGCCUGUUCAUACCAACCGCGUUGCCUUCUUUCCCUGCCGAAAGCCCCACCUCCUCCUCUUCUGCGUUCUGGAGCUGGAAAGCAGCCGGGGUCUCCACACUUCGGGGCAGGUGGGCGGUAUCAGUGCCCGCCCCCUUCUUGGCCCUCACAAAGGAGCCACCACCACCACCAUGCCCGGAGACCGAGAGAGGGGCUCUUGCUGUGGCUUCGCUCCUGUCUCCGGUCUCCAUAAGAUGUCCCCCAGCCCCCAGCCAUGGGAUAUACCAGGGUCCCCAACAUGGCGCCCGUGGGCAGCACAGCACCC